CAUGUGCAGAAGUAACCGAUCCGGGGACAGCGGCAUUCAGCUUCAGCACACAGACACAUCGCAGCGCUCUGCCCGUCCAUUCAUCUCCUGUACGAUGCCGGUGACCGAGAAGGAUUUGGCGGAGGACGCUCCGUGGAAGAAGAUCCAGCAGAACACCUUCACCCGCUGGUGUAACGAGCACCUGAAAUGUGUCAACAAAAGAAUAGGAAACCUGCAGACCGACCUGAGCGAUGGGCUCCGACUGAUCGCCCUGCUGGAGGUGCUGAGCCAGAAGAGGAUGUACAGAAAGUACCACCAGAGACCUACCUUCAGCCAGAUGCAGCUGGAGAAUGUCUCUGUGGCCCUGGAGUUCCUGGAGAAGGAGAACAUCAGGCUGGUGUCCAUAGACAGUAAAGCUAUCGUGGAUGGAAACCUGAAACUGAUCCUAGGUCUUAUCUGGACCCUCAUUUUGCACUAUUCUAUCUCUAUGCCAGUUUGGGAGAAUGAAGGUGAUGAAGAGACAAAAAAUCAGACCCCAAAACAGAGGCUUCUUGGCUGGAUUCAGAAUAAGAUCCCUGAUUUGCCAAUUACCAAUUUCAGCCAUAACUGGCAGGAUGGAAAAGCUCUGGGAGCCCUGGUUGACAGCUGCGCACCAGGUCUGUGUCCUGACUGGGAGUCAUGGGACCCUAGCAAGCCAGUUGAUAAUGCUCGGGAGGCUAUGCAGCAAGCAGAUGAUUGGUUGGGAGUUCCUCAGGUGAUCGCCCCAGAAGAGAUCAUUCACCCCGGUGUAGAUGAACACUCGGUGAUGACCUACUUGUCACAAUUCCCGAAAGCUAAACUGAAACCUGGAGCUCCUCUAAAGCCCAAACUGAAUCCAAAAAAAGCCAGAGCAUAUGGCAGAGGUGUGGAGCCAACUGGAAACAUGGUGAAAAGACCGGCACCAUUUACUGUGGAAACCAUCAGCGCUGGACAAGGGGAGGUCCUGGUCUUUGUGGAGGACCCUGAAGGAUUAAGAGAAGAGGCCAAGGUCACAGCCAACAAUGACAAGAACAAGACCUUCUCGGUGGAGUAUGUACCCAAAGUGACUGGUAUGCACAAGGUUACUGUGCUUUUUGCCGGUCAGCACAUUUCAAAGAGCCCAUUUGAAGUGGAUGUUGAGAAGGCUCAGGGAGACGCCAGUAAAGUCACAGCUAAAGGACCUGGAUUGGAGGCAACUGGUAACAUUGCCAAUAAACCCACCUACUUCGACAUUUAUACUGCAGGUGCUGGUGUCGGAGAUAUCGGAAUAGAAAUCGCUGAUCCCCAGGGAAAAAACAAUACCGUGGAAAUUGCACUUGAAGAUAAAGGAAAUUGUGUAUAUCGAUGCACCUACAAGCCGCUAAAGCCUGGAACUCAUAAUAUCGGCAUCGCAUUUGGCGGGGAAGUCAUACCCAAAAGUCCUUAUGUGGUCAACGUUGGAGAACCCUGCAACCCAAAUGCUUGUCGAGCCAGCGGACGUGGCUUGCAGCCCAAAGGCGUCCGGAUUAGAGAAACCGCUGAUUUUAAGGUCGACACCAGGACUGCAGGAAGUGGUGACCUCCAUGUCUCGGUGAAGGGGCCAAAGGGUCUAGACGAGCCUGUGAAGCAAUUGGAGUCGGUAGAUGGCGUGCAUUUGUUUGAGUAUUACCCCCUGAACCCUGGAAAAUAUGUGGCCACCAUCACUUGGGGCGGUCAUCACAUCCCUAAAAGCCCAUUUGAAGUUCAGGUGGGGCCCGAAGCAGGACCUCAGAAAGUACGAGCAUGGGGCCCUGGUCUCACUGGUGGUGUCGUUGGAAAAUCCGCAGACUUUGUAGUGGAGUCCAUCGGCCCAGAUGUGGGUUCAUUAGGUUUUGCCAUUGAAGGUCCAUCUCAGGCCAAGAUUGAAUGUGAUGACCAAAGCGACGGCUCUUGUGAUGUGAAAUAUUGGCCCAAGGAGCCGGGUGAAUAUGCUGUCCAUGUCAUGUGCGACGAUGAGGACAUCAAAAACAGUCCAUACAUGGCGUACAUCCAGCCAACAUCAGGAGACUUUAACCCUGAUAAGGUCAAAGCAUAUGGUCCAGGGCUGGAGAAGAGUGGGUGCAUUGUGAACAACCCAGCAGAAUUCUUCAUAGACCCAAAAGAGGCUGGGACAGCACCUUUGAGCAUCUAUGCACAAGAUAUUGAAGGCAAUCCUGUGGACAUCUACUCCAAGCCAAACCCUGAUGGUACCUUUGCCUGCUCAUACAAUCCAACAAAGCCAAUCAAGCACACAGUUGUGAUCACAUGGGGUGGUGUCAGUGUACCCAAAAGCCCUUUCAGGGUGAACAUUGGGCAGGGCAGCCACCCAAAAAAAGUGAGGGUUUUCGGGCCUGGCAUGGAGAAAACAGGUUUAAAGGCAAAUGAGCCUACACACUUCACAGUGGACUGUACUGAAGCUGGAGAAGGUGAUGUUAGCGUUGGAAUCAAAUGUGAUGCCCGUGUGAUAAGCGAUGAGGAAGAGGACAUUGAUUUUGACAUUAUCCCCAAUGCCAAUGAUACGUUUACUGUGAAAUAUACUCCUCCAGCUGCUGGGCGAUAUACUAUCAAAGCUCUCUUUGCUGGAGAGGAAAUUCCAAGCAGCCCUUUCAGAAUCAAAGUUGAACCUUCACAUGAUGCCAGCAAAGUGAAAGCUGAAGGCCCAGGACUUAAUAAAUCUGGUGUCGAGAAUGGGAAGCCAACGCAUUUUACAGUCUUUACCAAAGGGGCAGGAAAAGCCCCAGUUGAUGUGAACUUCAGUGGACCCACUCAGGGAGAUGCUGUAAAGGACUUUGAAAUCAUUGAUAAUUAUGAUUAUUCGCACACUGUCCGCUAUACUCCGAUUCAACAGGGUAAAAUGAAGGUAGAUGUGAACUAUGGAGGUGACCCUAUUCCAAAAAGCCCCUUUACAGUUGGUGUGGCGGCUCCUUUGGACCUCAGCAAGAUCAAAAUCAAUGGACUAGAUAGUCGAGUGGAAGUUGGUAAAGACCAAGAGUUCACUGUGGACACCAAGGGGGCUGGUGGACAAGGCAAACUGGAAGUGAAACUUACCAGCCCAAGCAGAAAAGUCAUUCCUAGUGUGAUAGAUCCUGUACCAGGGAAGGAAGCUAGCACAGUGAAAUAUAUCCCAAAAGAGGAAGGGGUAUAUAACGUAGAUGUAAACUAUGAUGGCCACCCAGUGCCAGGAAGUCCUUAUACUGUGGAAGCCACUCUACCUCCUGACCCAACAAAGGUUAAAGCAUAUGGGCCAGGCCUUAAAGGAGGACUGGUUGGCAAGCCUGCUGAAUUUUCAAUUGACACUAAAGGAGCAGGCACUGGAGGUUUGGGCUUGACUGUUGAAGGUCCAUGCGAAGCCAAAAUUGAAUGUUCUGACAACGGUGAUGGCACAUGCUCAGUUUCCUAUCUGCCAACCACACCUGGGGAAUACUUUGUGAACAUUCUUUUUGAAGAAACUCAUAUUCCAGGUUCCCCAUUCCAAGCUGAAAUUGAAAUGCCUUUUGAUUCUUCCAAAGUGGUUGCCACUGGUCCUGGUUUGGAGCAUGGCAAAGUAGGAGAGGCUGGACUUAUUCAUGUAGACUGUUCCGAAGCAGGCCCUGGAGUUCUCACCACAGAGGCAGUGUCUGAUUCUGGAUCCAAAGCUGAGGUCUACAUUCAGGACAAUGGUGAUGGAACCCAUUCUGUCACCUAUGCUCCUCUGUUUGCUGGCAUGUACACAUUGUCUAUGAAGUAUGGAGGAGAGAAAGUGCCAAAGUUCCCUGCUCGUGUUAAGAUUGACCCUGCUGUGGAUACUAGUAAAGUCAAGGUUUUUGGACCUGGUGUGGAAGGCGAAGGAGUAUUUAGGGAAGCCACAACUAAUUUUACAGUGGAUGCCCGACCUCUGACACGUACCGGAGGAAAUCACGUUAAAACCAAAAUCACCAAUCCAUCUGGAGGAGCAACAGAUUGCCUGGUUAAAGAUAACGGUGAUGGGACUUACGAGGUGGAGUACACACCUUUUGAAAAAGGUGCCCACUCUGUGAAGGUGACGUAUGAUGAUGAACCGGUUCCCAAAAGCCCAUUUAAGGUCGGAGUGACAGAAGGCUGCUACCCCUCUCGUGUAAAGGCACAGGGGCCUGGGCUGCAGGAGGCACUUACAAAUAAGCCAAAUGCCUUUUCUGUGAUCACAAGAGGGGCAGGGAUUGGCGGUCUGGGAAUUACAGUUGAGGGUCCAUCCGAAUCCAAAAUGUCUUGUAAGGACAACAAAGAUGGCAGCUGCAGUGUUGAGUAUAUGCCGUACGCCACAGGAGAUUAUGAUGUCAACAUAACGUAUGACGGGGAGCAUAUUCCAGGAAGUCCAUUCAAAGUCCCUGUAAAAGAUAUUGUUGAUUCCAGCAAGGUAAAAGUUGCUGGCCCUGGACUGGGAAACGCUGUUCGGGCCAAAAUUCCUCAGCAAUUUGCGGUGGACACCAGCAAAGCCGGAGUGGCUCCUCUUAAUGUAGAAGUGACCGGACCAAGAGCUGAUGAGACAGACUCUUUGAAACGGAGCCCAAUGAGAGCCAUUUCAAAUUUCUUUAAAGGUGACUUCAAGCGAGAUGCAAAAGAGCCAGGAGUUGCAGAACCAGUUGACAUUACAGAUAAUGGAGAUGGGACACACACUGUGGCGUACACACCGAGUGUUGAAGGUCCUUACACAGUGUCUGUACAGUAUGCUGACGAGGAGAUUCCUCGGAGCCCUUUCAAGGUGAAGGUUCUUCCAACGUACGAUCCCAGCAAGGUGACUGUAAGUGGUCCUGGGCUCAGCUCUCAAGGGGUCCCGGCCAGUCUUCCUGCUGAUUUUGCCGUUAAUGCCAAGGAUGCAGGACUAGGAGAUCUUUCUGUCCUUGUAACAGACCAAGAAGGCAAGCCAAAGAAGGCCCAGGUUUUGGACAACAAGGAUGGAACGUACGCUGUAUCUUACGUUCCAGAUAAAACUGGACGCUAUCAGGUUGCUGUCAAGUAUGGAGGCGAUGAUAUCCCUUACUCCCCAUACAGAAUCAGGGCAAUGCCUUCAGGAGAUGCCAGCAAGUGUACAGCAGCAGGGCCUGGAAUCCAGCCUGCUGUGAAGACUGGCGAGGAGGUCGGCUUUGUGGUUGAUGCCACAACCGCAGGGAAAGGGAAAGUCACUUGUAGCAUUUUGGAUCCCGAUGGACUGGAGUCUGAAGCAGAUGUCAUUGAGAAUGAAGAUGGCACUUAUGACAUUUUCUACACUACUGCCAAGACUGGCCCCUAUGUCAUCCAUGUCCGCUUUGGUGGAGUGGACAUUCCCAAUAGUCCUUUCACUGUCAUGGCUACAGAUGAAGUCCCAGUAGUGUGUCAGCAGCAGUCUCAGCAACAGUCUCUUAGUGCCUUGCCUCCAGGCUAUGACCCUGUGGUGUCGGAAACUGCAUAUGCUCCUGUUGGUUCUAUGAAUGGGAUGGGAUUCAGGCCCUUUGAUUUAGUUAUCCCCUUUGCCAUAAGGACAGGAGACAUAACAGGUGAAGUUGUUAUGCCAUCAGGGAAGACUGCCCCUGCAGAAAUCGGUGACAACAAAGAUGGUACUGUAUCAGUACGAUAUGUUCCCACAGAAACCGGACUGCACGAGUUACAUAUCAAAUGUGAUGGAACACAUAUUCCAGAGAGCCCAUUGCAGUUUUAUGUUAAUUAUCCCAAUACUGGAAGCGUUUCAGCAUUUGGACCGGGUCUUAUUUAUGGUGUUGCCAACAAACCAGCCACAUUCACCAUUGUGACAGAAGAUGCAGGAGAAGGAGGUCUUGAUCUGGCUAUUGAAGGCCCUUCGAAAGCAGAGAUCAGCUGUAUUGACAAUAAGGAUGGCACUUGCACUGUCACCUAUCUGCCAACACUACCUGGAGAUUACAGCAUCCUAGUGAAAUACAAUGAUACACAUAUUGCUGGGAGUCCUUUCAUUGCCAAAGUUACUGAUGACAACAGGAGACGUUCUCAAGUCAAACUGGGCUCCACGGCUGAUUUCUUGUUGGAUAUCAAUGAGACUGAUCUAAGCCUGCUGACAGCAAGUAUUAAAGCCCCAUCUGGUCACGAUGAGCCAUGUAUCCUAAAAAGACUUCCGAAUAACCACAUUGGCAUCUCUUUCAUUCCACGAGAGGUUGGUGAACACAUGGUCAGCAUAAAGAAAAAUGGACGCCAUGUGCCCAACAGUCCUAUCUCAAUCAUGGUCUAUCAGUCUGAAAUAGGAGAUGCUAGCAAGGUGAAAGUAUUUGGACCGGGAUUAACUGAGGGCCGUACAUUCGAGUUGUCCGAUUUUGUGGUAGACACCAGAGAGGCCGGCUAUGGUGGGCUUUCACUUGCAGUUGAAGGACCCAGUAAAGUUGACAUUCAAACUGAAGAUUUAGAUGAUGGCACCUGCCAAGUUUCUUACUGCCCAACAGAGCCAGGUGUUUAUAUCGUAUCUAUUAAGUUUUCAGAUGAUCAUGUGCCAGGAAGUCCAUUUACUGCCAAAGUCACUGGAGAAGGAAGAGUGAAAGAGAGUAUUACAAGACGGAAGAAGGCACCUUCUGUGGCCACUGUAGGAGGCAUCUGUGAACUCAAUUUAAAAAUACCAGAAAUUGACAGAAGAGAAAUAACAGCUGAAGUCACCAGCCCGUCAGGACAGACAACUGAAGCUGAAAUAGUAGACCUGGGCCAGAAUACCUCCUGCGUGCGCUUUGUUCCCCAAGAGAUGGGUGUGCACACAGUCAGCGUAAAGUACAGAGGCGAACAUGUGCCAGGCAGCCCGUUCCAGUUCACUGUAGGGCCCCUGGGAGAAGGAGGAGUUGAGAAGGUGAAAGCUGGCGGUCCUGGCCUGGAGAGAGGGGAAGCUGGUGUUCCAGCUGAAUUCAGUAUAUGGACGCGAGAAGCAGGAGCUGGUGGAUUGUCUAUUGCAGUGGAAGGACCCAGCAAGGCAGAGAUUUCAUUUGAAGAUCGUAAAGAUGGAUCUUCUGGCGUGUCCUAUGUUGUACAAGAACCUGGUGACUAUGAAGUGGUCAUUAAGUUUAAUGAUGAACACAUCCCUCAGAGUCCGUUCCUGGUUCCCAUCAUCGCUCCAUCUGAUGACGCUCGAAGGCUCACUGUCUCUAGUCUUCAGGAGUCUGGGCUCAAAGUCAACCAACCAGUAUCAUUUGCUAUCAGACUGAAUGGGGCUAAGGGCAGAAUCGAUGCCAAGGUGCACAGCCCCUCCGGAGCAGUAGAAGACUGCCAUGUGUCGGAGCUGGAGACAGACAAAUAUGCUGUACGUUUUAUUCCACGAGAGAAUGGUAUACACACAAUUGAUGUGAAGUUCAAUGGUAGCCACGUGCCUGGAAGCCCCUUCAAAGUGCGAGUAGGAGAACCAGGACAGGAGGGUGACCCUGCACUUGUAACCGCAUAUGGAGACGGCCUGGACAGAGGAGUUACAGGUAAACAGUCAGAAUUCAUCAUCAAUACAAGUAAGGCAGGGCCUGGGGCUCUCUCUGUCACCAUCGAAGGACCAUCAAAAGUGACCAUGGAAUGCAAGGAGUGUCCAGAAGGCUACAAAGUCCUCUAUACUCCAAUGGCUCCAGGAAACUACAUGAUUGGAAUCAAAUAUGGAGGUCCAAACCACAUAAUGGGCAGUCCAUACAAAGCAAAAGUAACAGGUCAGAGGCUUGUUAGUGCGGGCAGCAUCAGUGAGACUUCCUCCAUAAUUGUCCAGUCUGUGACACGCGCCUCCACAGAGACCGUCUAUAGCGCACUGCCUAGAUUUACAUCUGACGCCAGCAAAGUCACAUCAAAAGGAGCUGGUCUGGCAAAGGCUUAUCUAGGACAGAAAAGCAGCUUCACCGUGGACUGCAGUAAAGCAGGUUCCAAUAUAUUAUUAGUCGGUGUACACGGGCCCACAAUCCCUUGUGAAGAAGUAUCCGUAAAACAUCUGGGCAACAAGCAGUAUAAUGUCACCUAUCACGUGAAGGAGAAGGGAGACUACACCUUGGUGGUCAAAUGGGGCGAGGAGCACAUCCCAGGAAGUCCCUUCAACGUCACUGUUCCUUAAUCUCCCAAAACUUGAUUCCAAGGAGAACAGUAUCAAAGACCUGUAAUAUCUGAUUACACAGAUCUGACAUCUACAGAUUUCUGGAAAAUGGGGUGGGGGGGAAGAAAAAAAAAAGAAACUUGCAUUGUAAUUUUAUGACUUUUUUUUUUUUUAUACUAGGGAGAUGAAAAUUUGUAUGUUUGUUUUAGGUGUCCAUGUGAUAAUUUAAAUAGCAAAUCUCUACUUUUGGAAGGGCUUAUUUAUACUUCUCCACGUCUUUUAACCCUUUUGUCUGCCAAGUAGAAUAACUAACUGGUUUUGUGGUAAAUAUGAAUAUUGGAAGGGGACCAAAUUAAAGUGAAAUAAUCCGUAUGAUAUUUAACUGGAAUUUCCGCCCGUGAUUGGUUAUGUAAUGGAACUACUGAUUAUACAAAUUUGUAGUCCUCAAUCUACAGACCAGUGCAAUGUACAAACGGGGUGUAAAUCUGGUACUUUUAAUUGCAGUGAUGUUUGUAAAUUAGCAUGAAGUGCACAGGAAGCAGCUGUUGCGGCCAUUUUGAAAGCUGCAACAAUGUCUUUGAUACCAGUAAUAUGGUAAACAUUUCUUAGGAGUUUAGUAGAGCUACACAUGAUAAAAAAAAAAUACCUUUCGUCCAGAUGUCCAUACCAUAGAAUGGUACCCCAUAGAUGGCAUUGGCACUUUAAUUAAGAAGCUUAAAUCUCUGUAACACUACAUUGCUUUUCAGUAGUUUUAUAUGUUCAUCCAAAUCUCUUUAUUUUAAUUGUACAGUAUAGGGCACAGGCUGGAUAUGCAUAGACCCUGGGUUAUAGGCUGCUACAUUCAGGUGAUUGGACACUGGCAAAUCUUUUGGACAGGUCCCCCUUGGGCAUACCUAUACAACCCUACUCCUCUCCGUAAGGCCUCUGUUUAUUCGAGUGUCCUAAAGUGAUGAACCUCUUGAGGAAGUACACCUACCACUAGAGAAUUAGGGAAGCUGCCAUUGUUGAGCUCUUCUUAUGGGAAUGCUGGCUCCCUGGUUGUCAGCCUGAUGCCUUGGCUUCACUGCUUUCUGAGUCACUGAUCUGAAAGAAGUUUCGAGAUCAGACAUUCUGGCACUUAUUUACAGCUUGGCUAUUUUGGGUAUGGUUGAACAGAGGCAGGUGACCAAUAAUUUCAGAAGGAUUGCAAUGGCAACCCUAUACUUCUAUCAAGACAAGUGUACUUUAUGUUCUACUUUGUUUAUUUUACAGUUACCUUUAGAGCAAGAACAUCCAAUGCUGAAUAAGUAUUUGAAUAGAAGGGAGUGCACAUAGCAAUCCUGUUUUCCUGUUCAUCUAUAAACUUGUACUAUAUUUUAAGAAUGGCGUUGCUAUAGGUACCAGAUCUUCUCCUUUCAGAUACUUUACGAGCAAAAGGCAUAUGGUCUCAGCAAGAAUACAUUUUGGGCCUGUGAGGUGUCAAAGUAUCAUGUUGCCAGUAACAACCGUUUCUACAGAGAUGCUGAUUUUCCAACAAUGGGCCCAUCACAUUUUCUGGCCUCCAUUGAUAAGUUUCCAUUCUCAUUAUUCCAUCAUGUCUGCAAAUUAGUCAUAUGAAGCAAUUGAGCAGAACGUUUUAAAUGGGAACAGUAACUACAGUAUCUAAAACUGUGUUUGAGUGGCAAAGUACUGUAUUAAAGGAAACGUGUACAAUGAGAAGUACCAGUUGACAGCCUCUCUUUCCAUGAUGUGACCCACCCAUAACGAAUAUGCAGAUUGGAAAGUCUGAGUGGCUUAACUGUAUAAUCUUCCUCAGUGCCUCAGAAAAUGCUGAAACCAAUACCGGGUCAGCAUAGGAUACCAGGCACCUAGCAUUCUCAGAAGGUGAUGUUGACCUAAACACUCUGUAUCUGUUUUCCUGGCUUAUCUUGUAUAUGGUUUAUUUUGUAUUAAAAAUAAAAUUGUUAUAAAUGUCAGAACAUAAAAUAAACUUUCAGAUAAUACUGUGCAGACUGAUAGCUGGAACACUGCCUAUAAGGUCAAUAAUAACCAUGCUCUAUCUUGAUCUACCCUGACCUAUCUUGAGUAAUACUAAAUUAUCAGUGUUGGCAGCAUAGAACUAGGACAUUUAAAUGGAUUAUUUCAAGUAUUUUGUGUAAACGCCUGUCAUCCAACACCGUCCUUUACUGGUUUACAGGUUUAAAAAAAAGUGUAUACUUUGCUACUGAAUUAAAGAGUCCGUCCACCCAAAAGUGUUUUUUCGAGUUAUAGAUAAGUUUGGUAAGAAGUCAUCUUCAAGCAUCUUAAAUGUCUUGAGGAUUCAACUGGCACGAUCUUCCUGCCAUUGUCUAAGCCAAGGGUAGGCAACCUCGGCACUCAAGCUGUGCUGAGACUACAAAUCUCAUCGUGCCUCUGGGAAUCCUACCCAAUGGUAUGAUGCAGUGUCUCAUGGAAUUUGUGGUUUCACCACCACUGGAGGUUCCCUACCUCUAUUCUAGGCUUUCUUCCUGCCAUCUUGAAGUUGUGGAUGGUUCUGGUCCUCCUGCUAAUUUUUCUAUGGUUGAAAUAAACUAAAAAUCCAGCAUUGGGCUUCUUUUUUUGGCCAUGGCUGGUGUGUAGAGGGAGCUAAAGUACAUAUACAGUAUGUUGGCACCAAAGUUCCAAGAAAUAUAGGAACCUACUAGCAAAAGUAUGGGUGUCAUCAAAUAUGUUGGAAUUUUUAAGUCCUAAUGGGCAUGAAUAACAUCUGUAUUUCCAAUACUGUGAUGAUUAGUGAUAAGGAGUAUGUAAUGUACACCCCAUCAUUUACAGUGGACCAGUGUGGGGUAUGUAACGUACUGCACAAAGUACAGAAUGGGGCAGCCUGAAGUAUGUCAUAUGAAAAAAGUGAAGGAGUCACGCUAUGUAGUACACUGAUAAGUAUCAUACAAACAAUGAAAAUUUGUGAGAAAAAUACAAUGGUGCUCGAAACAGUCGAACGAAUGCAAAGAGAGAUGAGGACAAAUAAUGCAGGUAUGAAGUUCAUAGAAACACAGCAGGAGACACUGAAUCCCAAGUGUGGAAUAAUAUCAUCAAUGUGUGAUUGACAGACAGGAGACCUCCACCAACGAGUAACACAGACCCUUACCAGAGUCUCUGAUCUCUGAGAUCAAAACCAGCAUAUCUGCAUAGACAACCACUGUUGCAAUAGAGAUGUAGGCAAUCCACCAUCCAGUCAGUGUAUAAUGGAUAUAGACUCAAUCCCCCAUAGGAUCACCGGAUAGAUCAAUCCGGGACAUAGAAAAAAAUCAGGAACAGCCCAUAGUGUAAAACCGUUACAGGAUUUAUUAGGUAAAAAAUAGAUGUACACUUACAAGAUAGUAGAAUUGUACAGGCAUUGGAUAAAAACAGCCGGCCGGCCUGUUGGAGCGUGUGCCCGUAUCCUACGGGUCCUCACACGUGGAACGCGGUGACGUCAGAGCGCCGCCUCCCGACGUUUCAAGAGGGACUUGAUCAAAUUUUUUCAUUUGAAGUAUGUCAUACCCAGCACAGUGUGGAAAUGCAUCAGAAAAUGUAAUGUACAGCCCAACCAGAAAGUGCACACUUUUUUUGUUUAGAUAGAAAACUUGGGACCUCUCUGUAACACACAUUACACUAAACACUAUCAAAUGAGUGGUUGUGUUUGUCACUUCCUCUUGCUCACUUCCUGGUUUUCUGCUUUAAUAUAUUGAUGGGAUGGGAUAGCAUUUCAUUUAACUCUUCCACAUCUACUAAAAUCUGAAAAACACGUUUGUUUGGACUGUCCCAUUUAAUUUAUUCCUUGUUGGUAUCACAAUAUAUGACCAUUCACCCUAGACUUGUAGAUGUUAUUUAUGUGUAUAAUUAGCAUAAAUUAAGCUGCAUUGGUUGCAGUAAGACAUUGGAUUACCAAGUCUUCAAACAACUUUGGUAGUGAUAUUAUAUUCUAUUUUAGGAAUACUAAAACUAAAUGCGCUUGGUGUGGAUCGAAGCGCAAAAGUACAUUUUGUGUAAUGGAUACAUUCCUUUUGUGGCACUUUUAUCUUAAUGCAAUCGUAAACACUGAUUUUUUCUUUUCUGAGGAAGGUUACCAUAGAAAUUUUAUAUUUUCGGGGUGAAAUGAUCAAAAAGUUUAAAAAAAAAAAUUGUCUGCUAUAAAAAGUUAUUUUAACAUAGAACAAUCUGUUUCCUUGUAACCAUCUUUUUCUAGAAUAUUCAAUACAUUUUAAAACACUAUUUUUGGAUACACUAGCUAGCAAACCAAGAUAUUUGAAGCUUUUUACUGUGCUUUGUGCCUCACUGUGAAAGCCCACUACAUUGUAAACCCCGAACCCGAGAAACCAAUAAACUGGAAUAAAUUGUUUAGUAUCUAA
Rana temporaria (common frog) is the source of this 12336-nucleotide messenger RNA. RefSeq names its product filamin B (gene FLNB). The record is from RefSeq and is a predicted model, not a curated record. Gene Ontology annotation, molecular function: actin filament binding. NCBI's taxonomy places the organism in Eukaryota, Metazoa, Chordata, Amphibia, Anura, Ranidae. Gene Ontology annotation, biological process: actin cytoskeleton organization. The transcript has 47 exons. The coding region runs from base 2 to 8008 and encodes 2668 amino acids.